UUUUCUGGACAGACGGGACAGUCCGUAGCAGACGCCGUGGUGCCGCCUGUUCUCCCGCCUUCAUUUCCCAUCGUGCUGAGGCGGGUGGCAUGGCGGAGAAGGAUGACACCGGACUUUGACGAAGAGGUGGUUUUUGAGAAUUCUCCACUUUACCAGUACUUACAGGAUCUGGGACAUACAGACUUUGAAAUAUGCUCUUCUCUGUCACCAAAACCAGAAAAAAGCACAGUGACAGAGGGACAACAAAAGCCUCCUGCAAGAGCCCUGCCAAAACGAAGCAUCCUGUUAAAAGUGGCUGAAACCAUCAAAAGUUGGAUUUUUUCUCAGUACAAUAAGAAAGAUGACUUACUUCACAAGUUGGUGGAGCCAUCCUCAUUCUUCAGUGAUACUAGGAUUGUGGAUAUUGGAUUCCGACUCGACUCACUACAUACCAUCCUGCAACAGGAAGUCCUGUUACAAGAGGAUGUGGAGCUGAUUGAGCUACUUGAUCCCAGUAUCCUGUCUGCAGGGCAACCUCAACAACAGGAAAAUGGACACCUUCCAACGCUUUGCUCCCUGGCAACCCCUAAUAUUUGGGAUGUCUCAGUGCUGUUUGCCUUCAUUAGUUUGCUCAUUAUGCUUCCCACUUGGUGGAUUGUAUCUUCCUGGCUGAUAUGGGGAGUGAUCCUGUUUGUUUAUCUGAUUAUAAGAGCUUUGAGAUUCUGGAGGACAGCCAAACUACAAGUAACUCUAAAAAAAUACAUUGUCUGUUUAGAAGAUACGGCAACAAAUAGCCGAGCUUUUACUAACCUUGUGAGAAAAGCUUUACGUCUCAUUCAAGAAACUGAAGUCAUUUCCAGAGGAUUUACACUUUUGCUUGACAGGGUCAGUGCUGCUUGCCCAUUUAAUAAAGCUGGACAGCAUCCCAGUCAGCAUCUCCUCGGUCUUCGGAAAGCUGUCUACAGAACUGUAAGAGCCAACUUUCAAGCAGCAAGGCUCGCUACCCUAUAUAUGCUGAAAAACUACCCCCUGAACUCUGAGAGUGACAAUGUAACCAACUACAUCUGUGUGGUGCCUUUUAAGGAGCUGGGCCUGGGCCUUAGUGAAGAGCAGAUUUCAGAAGAGGAAGCACAUGACCUUACAGAUGGCUUCAGCCUUCCUGCUUUGAAGGUUUUGUUUCAACUCUGGGUGGCACAGAGUUCAGAGUUCUUCAGACGGUUAGCCCUAUUACUUUCUACAGCUAAUUCACCUCCUGGGCCCUUACUUACUCCAGCACUUUUGCCUCAUUGUAUUUUAUCUGAUGUGACUCAAGGUCUACCUCAUGCUCAUUCUGCCUGUUUGGAAGAGCUUAAACGCAGCUAUGAGUUUUAUCGGUACUUUGAAACUCAGCACCAGUCAGUACCACAGCGUUUAUCCAAGACUCAGCAGAAGUCAAGAGAACUGAAUAACAUUCACACAGCAGUACGCAGCUUUCAGCUCCAUCUGAAGGCAUUGCUGAAUGAGGUAAUAAUUCUUGAAGAUGAACUUGAAAAGCUUGUUUGUACUAAAGAAACACAAGAACUAGUAUCAGAAUCUUAUCAAAUCCUAGAACAGAAGUUGAAGUUGAUUCAGCCCCAUGUUCAGGCGAGCAACAAUUGCUGGGAAGAGGCCAUUUCUCAAGUGGACCGACUGCUCCGAAGAAACACAGAUAGGAAAGGCAAGCCUGAAACGGUGUGUGAAAACCCACGUUGUACUGUGGUACCUUUGACGCAGCCAACUCUACACAUCGCGGACAAAGAUCCAAUCCCGGAGGAGCAGGAAUUAGAAGCUUAUGUAGACGAUAUAGAUAUGGACAGUGAUUUCAGAAAGGAUGAUUUUUAUUACUUGUCUCAAGAAGACAGAGACAGACAGAAGCGUGAGCAUGAAGAAUCCAAGAGGGUACUCCAAGAACUAAAAUCUGUGCUGGGAUUUAAAGCAUCGGAGGCAGAAAGGCAGAAGUGGAAGCAACUUCUAUUUAGUGAUCACGCUGUGUUGAAAUCCUUGUCUCCUGUAGACCCAGUGGAACCCAUAAGUAAUUCAGAACCAUCAGUGGAUUCAGAUAUGGGGACAGUUGGUAAAAAUGAUACUGAAGAGGAAAAUAGUAAACCCUCCACAGCUGACAAUGAAAUAAGUAGUAGGACUGAGUAUUUAUGUGAAAACCCUCUAGAUGGUAAAAAUAAAGACAAUUCUGCAAAUGAAGUCUUCCUCCAAGGAGCUGAAGAAAGAGUGUGUUCCCAAUGUGAGAGUGAAGAGGAAUCUCGGCAGGCGGACGUAGGGAGCCUGUCCACUGCCCAUCCAGCUCCCGGGGACUUAUUACAGCCUUCCAUUAAGCAGAGGCUGGCACGGCUCCAGCUGUCACCGGAUUUUACCUUCACUGCUGGUCUUGCUGCAGAAGUGGCUGCUAGAUCUCUCUCUUUUACCACCAUGCAGGAACAGACUUUUGGUGAUGAGGAGGAAGAACAGAUAGUACAAGAAAAUGAAAAUGAGGUACAAGAGAAGUAGGAACCAAGAUUUACAUGGAGGAUUUUAAAUUAUUGCUUUUAUGCAAGUGUUUUAGCUUCAAGGCUAGAUAAUCCACUAGAAAGGGAAAAUGAGUGUUAAGUUUACUAUAUAUAAAGCUAAGAUGUGAAUUUACAGCAAGAACCUGGUUUGAACAACUGAUCUGAAAAUAGUAGUUAACCUGUAAAUGGCAAAUCUUUUAGGAAAAUAAGAAAGGUAAGGGCUCUUUUGAAUAAACUGCUCUUUUUUUUUUUUUUGCAGCACAGCUGAUCGAUCUUGGAAGUUCUUUAGGUACUUUUAAUAAGAAACAAAUUUAUCAUUUCUUGCCAGAAUUUGCUACCAUAAAAUGACUGGGAUAAUUCUGUUGCAAGAACAUUAACAUUUAGUAUGACUCCUUUUUACUGUAUUCUUGCAGUUCAUAGCUGCAGCUAUUAUGUUAAUAACAACUUGUUUGUAUUUUAUUUUUGUUUAUACCAGUCUUAAAACAAAGAUACAGGUUCUGAAUAAAAAAAAAAAUUGACUUCAUACAAUUAAUGUGUACUGGGGUUUGGAACUAAAAAGUAGUUUCAAAAAUACUGGGGUUAUGACAUUUUUUUUUAUGUUUCCUUGUUCAUAUGUGUAUUCGGUAGUUAAUUUUAAGGUGCCCUAAUAAUCUUUAAAAGAAAAACAUUGUACUGUUUUAAAAAUUACCCUUUCAAAUAUAUUUUGUGUUUUUCUUCUGUUCUUGUUAUAACUAAUAGAGAUGAUGUCAAAGUAGGAUCCGUAUAGUCCAAGGCCCCAUAGUCCAAGGCCCCGUGGGCACCUUUGCAGAAAGUUCUUUGUAUCUAUUUGCCUACAGAUAAUUGGGUGCCGUUAACACAAGCAGAUCAUUUCAGCUGAUUUCUAGCCUGAGGCUAUAUCCUCUCCACCUUAAUGAGAUUCUGGAAACAUCCUGCCUGCUUCCUGGAAAGCAUCCUUGUCUCCUCAGUUCUUCAUUUACAACUACCUCUUAAAAGAGGUUGCUUUCCAAAUUGUCCAGUGUCAUGAUUGCAUUUUCAAAAUGUGAUAUUUUCAGGAGUAUAUUGUUUCUUGAAACCUAUAGCUCCUACGCACUGACAUAGUUUAUAGACAUUAUUUGGGGAAAGUAUAGGAAUAAUAAUUUAUGCUGCUGUCCUAGAAAGGAAGUUACACAACGAAUAUAGAUUGUCUUUAGAAUUAAGAAACACAUUCAGAUUCCUGUAAACUUAGUACUUUGAGUCAGUAGAUUUAUGUGUACCGAGGAGAUUUUUAUUUAAUUUUUUCCAGUAAUCUUAGGAAAUUUAUUUUUUAUCCUGAGGAAAAACUUGAUUCUGCUUUGUAUGAAAAGUAGAGCUCCUUCGUACUAUAAGUGAUUCUGCCUAUUGCCCAAAAUUCUGGGACUGUCCAUAAUCAAGCUCUUAGAAAUAUCACAGGGUGGGCCCAGUUUACCACUUAUAAGUAGCUAAAUUUCAAAAACAAAAAUCUUGUUUUGAAACUGACAAUCGUAUUCAUAAAUAAUAAUAUUUUCUUUUUAGAUUACAUAGUUUGCCAAGUCUUUUUCCCCUUGGAUUUAGAAGAAGCAAUUACGGGAACACUUGGUAAUUGUUCCCCUAAUCUGUGACCUUACACAGGAAGAAUUAGAGUUUAAUAAUUUUUAAUUCUUUUAUUGUAUUAUUUUUAUUUACACCAGCUUGGGGAAAAUGUCUUCAUAAUAUUUCAUCAGUUUUAUUCAAUGCUCUCUAAGCAUUGAAAGACUGAUUUUGUUAUAAAUUUUUAAAAACUAAUUUUAAUGAAGAAUCCCUAAUCUUCCAAUCUGAUCUGUUUUAUCUGCAAAUAUUCUUCUUGUUGAAACCAUAAUAUAAGGAUCUUGGGACUUUAAUUGAAGGUUCUUUUUUUGUGUAGUUUUUAAAAUGUCUUUCAUCUUAUAAAAUAUUGCUGAGAUAAAAUAGUAUCUUCCCUGUGAAUAUUCCCAAUGUUCUCUUAUAGUAGUCUAAAAGUCAGUGUAUCUCAGUUUUUGUUUUUGUUUUUUAUAGGAUGCCUAUAUUAGAAUAAACUGGAGGUCUUAUUUUUAAAAUGCAGAUUUGGGGCCAUAACUCCCAGUCAUUCUUAAUCAGUCAUUUUGGGAUGAGACCUAGGUGGUGUGUAUGCUCAGUCAAAUCUAAGAACCUCUGUCUAGGACUUUGUUUUCCUUGCCAUGGAUAUCUUAGGAAAUUAAAACAAAUACGCCAAUGUGACAUAAGUAGGUAUUCUUAUUACUUUUCUAAGAAUAUUUCACUUUGUAUUAUCAGGCUUUUGACUAGUUUUAAUAGUUGACAUCCUGCAUCUAAAAGAAGCCCGCUGGGAAUAAUAUUUUGUGAUGCAAAACUUGUAAUUAUGCUUUCCAAAUUUUACAGUGAUAUUUUGACAGGAUAAUUCUUGUUAAGAGUAAUAUCCUGACAGCUUUUGAUAUGAACAUUUCCAGAGUUUAUUUUACCAGGACAGAGCCGGUACAGAAACUAUUUAGGGUCACUCUUGAGGACAAAAUUUUUACACUCUGCCUACAGUGAGGAAAGUCAUGGCAGUAAAUGACCUAAUAAUGGUUAUCAUACCUUAAAUUCUUUUUUUUUUUCAGCUAUCAUUAUUAUAACCCGCAUAUCGGGACUAUCUAGGACCAGACUCUUACUGGUCUUUGAUUUGUGAUCUUUGGCUUAUUUUUUAAGUUGUCUGUAUUAUCUGCCUUCACUAGUUAAGUCUUCUUUAAAAUUGUACUUCAUUAAAAUUGUAUGUUUGAAUAUAUUUAAUUAAGAACUCA
Herpailurus yagouaroundi (jaguarundi) is the source of this 5284-nucleotide messenger RNA. RefSeq names its product vezatin, adherens junctions transmembrane protein (gene VEZT). Gene Ontology annotation, cellular component: plasma membrane. The record is from RefSeq and is a predicted model, not a curated record. Gene Ontology annotation, molecular function: myosin binding. The coding region runs from base 103 to 2499 and encodes 798 amino acids. Gene Ontology annotation, biological process: cell-cell adhesion. The transcript is spliced from 13 exons. NCBI's taxonomy places the organism in Eukaryota, Metazoa, Chordata, Mammalia, Carnivora, Felidae.